This is a messenger RNA of Funneliformis caledonium, 174 nucleotides long. The record is from the annotation of a GenBank genome assembly. Lineage: Eukaryota; Fungi; Glomeromycota; Glomeromycetes; Glomerales; Glomeraceae.
AUGAAACAGUUAUUCUUAAACUACGCAACUCUCUCUAAUGCAUUGUCUACACAACUUGAAGGAAAACCUGAAAGAAGGAAGCUGAAAGAUGAUAGAAAUCUUACAAAAGUUUGGGAUAAAAAGGAUGUUUUGUUUCUAUUACUAAGAAAAAGAAUAUUACUUAAAAGAAUAUAG